Molecule: messenger RNA, 1218 nt
Organism: Benincasa hispida (wax gourd)
Lineage: Eukaryota; Viridiplantae; Streptophyta; Magnoliopsida; Cucurbitales; Cucurbitaceae
Product: P53/DNA damage-regulated protein
Source: RefSeq, a predicted model, not a curated record
AAAAUCUAUUUUUAGCAAUUUCCCCUUCAUCUUCAACGUGAAAGGCAAAGGGGGAAGAAGAAGGGCAGCCGCAGAAGAUAGAGAUAGAGGAAAAAACAAAAAACCACUCAGCAACCAGAAGAGAAGAAAAUUGCAGCGGGUCACCGGGUUUAGAAGCUGAAUCGCGACUUUGUGGGACUCUGCGUAGAGGACCAUUGUGGGUAUCAAGUCACUGACGUUUCCCUUCAACUUUUUUUCUGCUUCACGCCUUCUUCCCCUCUCUUUCAGCAGCUCACUGUCGCUGCUGCAUCUCCCCUGUUCAGUGCUUCUGGCUUUGCCCCUUUUAUUGUUACUGAGUGAACUAUUUAGGUUGGAAUAAAAUGAAUGAGACAAUGAGACAAUUUCAACAGAGUUUAAUAGAGCUAGAAGCUGAAGCAGAGCAUCUCCUCCUAGCCCGCAACGAAUUGGUUGAAAAUGAUAGAGUGAGAAAUGGGAAUAGAGAAGCAUUGACUGCUUUGAGGAGGCAAGCGAGAACAACAAAGUCUAGUGUUCCAUCACCUUUUGAGUCAAUAAUGAAGGAGGUGGGGGGUUCUGAAUCGAGGCCACUGGUGAAGGAGAUUUGCACUACCUGUGGGAAUCAUGAUUCUAAUGAGCGCACUUGGAUGAUGUUCCCAGGAACUGAUUUGUUCGCCAGGGUACCAUUUCAUGCUUCUCAUACAAUCCUGGAGACAGAUCAGUCGAAACUCGAUUUUGAGGCAAAGAAAUUACAGAGUUACGUAAAAGAUCAGUCCCUUCUGAUUUCAGAAAAAGGUGCCCUAGCUGACAAGAUCAGUCCAGGGGUGCUCAAGUCAUUGGUGACAUUGACAGACAAACCAAAAUGAUUUUCCCAUUCCUACUCCAAUGUGAAUGAUGAGGAGGUGGGAAUUGUGUUCAUCCAGGAGCCUUGUUGCUGAUGGAGCACUGGUUCUCCUUCAAGUGUCAAAAUGAACCCAAGUACAUUCUUUUUCACUUGUUACUGUAUUCUAUUGACUAUUCAAGUUGUGCAUGCUGGGUAGCCUUAGAAUGGAUAAUAUCUCCAAGUCUUGUUUGUGUGACAGUUUUGAAUAUUACAUCCAGCUCUGCAUUGGUGCUAGCAGAACUAGACUAGUAGCAUGUAAGAAUUUAGUCUGAACUGAUGGGAUUCUGGACUUGUCUGAUUGUCUUAUAAUGAUACAUUUGCUCUCUAAAUUAUUCUGCCUA